Messenger RNA from Marchantia polymorpha subsp. ruderalis, 3106 nucleotides. NCBI's taxonomy places the organism in Eukaryota, Viridiplantae, Streptophyta, Marchantiopsida, Marchantiales, Marchantiaceae. The record is from the annotation of a GenBank genome assembly.
GGGCGCGAGUGGGGCUCGGGGCCUGGAAAUACUUCGCGAUGCAUACUUCUCCGGGAUGUCGGUCGCAUCGACGGCGUGGAUGGGAACGUGGUUCUCGGUGGGCAGUACAGUGAACGAACGCGGGACUGCGUCAACGUUCGUGGAGGAGUCGGGGACGAAGCGAGCGAGCGAGGGCACGAGAAGCGACGAGAGUCUGGGGCUCCGGGUUCCGACAUUCGACGUUCGGUGACGGGAUCGCUGGCGGGGACAGCGCAGCGCGCGAAGAUCGAUCGAGGGACGGAGCGAGGGCAUCUCAUCUCGUGCGCGCACAUGUCGUAGGGAUUCGGCGCGGGGCGGAGCGGGCUUUGCGAGAUCGUGUCCGACAGUUGGGAUUGCGUCGAGUCGAGUUUUUCUCGUGGAAAGUCUCGUGUCGUCGACGAUUAGGGCUCGGAGAGCGAAGCAUCGAUUUUCAAUCGGGUGAUCUCGAGGAGAGAGCUCCCUCUGGCGGUCGAGCUGGGCGUGCAUGAUUGCGGAGCUCAAGCAAUCCUCGGGCGGACGGACGGUGAGGUCCAAGAGAUCGUUUCUGUGUUGUGGAUUAGGGUUCCUUCUGCGGUAGGUCGUCGUCGACGAAGGAGGAUAUCACUCGUUCGAAUUGGGUUCGUCCGAUAGGAGAGGGGUUUAAGCGAAUAGAGUCGUAGGGAGAUUUUGGGAACGCGGGGGCGUGAGUUCGGCAGGAUGUCGGCCGUGCAGUUGCUGGGCCAUCUGCCUGCGCCCAGGCAUGCCAAUAAUUCGACGUACGAUGUCUCGUCGGAUCCUUGGUUUAAGGGCCGCGCCGAUGCGGUGAAGUCACAGCAGUCUUCGCGUUUCAAGGAGCCUCCUCCUUACGGGAAACGAGCGGGUUUCGUUCCUCGGAAGGUGGAGGAUUUUGGAGAUGGAGGCGCCUUUCCGGAGGUUCAUGUUGCCCAGUAUCCUCUGGAUAUGGGGAGGAAGGAGGAGAAAGUCGACAGCAAAAUUCUCCCGGUAAGUGUCGAUGCCGAAGGUCACAUAGCUUUUGAUGCUAUUGUAAAACAGUCCGAAAAUGCCUCCAAAGUUGUCUACUCCCAGCAUAGAGACCUUGUUCCGAAAGUACCUUCGGAGGUCAUUGCCGAGAAGCCGGACGAAGAGGAGAUUCAAGAGACUACUGAUAGAACUAAAGCUGCCUUGGAGAAAAUUGUUUCGGCCAGGUUGAGUGCGGCCCAGCCGAAAAGCGUUCCAAAUCAAAACUCUGCGCCGUCGUACAUCAAGUACACACCGUCCCAGCAGUCAACUGCUUUUAAUUCUGGCGCCAAAGAGAGGGUGAUUCGCAUGGUGGAAAUGCCCAAGGACCCAUUGGAGCCGCCGAAGUUUAAGCAUAAAAGGGUGCCGAAAGCUUCAGGAUCGCCACCCGUACCUGUCAUGCACUCACCACCUCGACCGGUUACCGUCAAAGAUCAACAAGAUUGGAAGAUCCCUCCUUGUAUUUCCAACUGGAAGAAUCCGAAGGGUUACACCAUCCCGUUGGACAAACGACUUGCCGCAGACGGAAGAGGUCUUCAAGAGGUUCAGAUCAACGACAACUUCGCCAAGCUCUCGGAGGCACUGUACGUUGCGGAGCAGAAGGCGCGAGAGGCCGUGGAAAUGCGUUCGAAGAUUCAGAGAGAGCUGUUGCUGAAGGAGAAGGAGAAGAAAGAGCAGGAGCUUCGUAUGCUCGCUCAAAGGGCUAGGAUGGAGAGGGCCGGAGGUACAGGUGUAGGAGGAGAGAGGGCUGUUCCUGGUGUAGGCGCUAAUCUCAUGUCUGGCGACAGGAAGCUGGACGAGCCCGAAGCCCCACGGACUGUAACAAAGGAAGAGAGGCAAAGAGAAACCAAAGAAGAGCGAGAAGAACGUCUCAAACGCGAGUCUAUCCGAGAAGAGAGGAGAAGAGAAAGGGAACGAGAAAGGAGAUUGGAAGCAAGAGAUGGGCCCGUUGGGAAGAAGAGCAAAAUCACCAGAGACAGGGAUAGAGACAUUAGUGAGAAGGUCGCCCUUGGAAUGGCCACUACCGGAGCAGCCGGUGGUGAAAUUAUGUAUGACCAGAGGUUGUUCAACCAGGAACAAGGAAUGGAAUCAGGCUUUGCUGCUGACGAUGCUUACAAUGUGUACGACAAGGGCCUGUUUACUUCACAGAAUGCCCUUGGAGGGUUGUAUCGACCUCGCAAAGAUGCUGAUAAUGAGGUUUAUGGAGGAGCAGAGGAACAGUUGGACAAAGUUCUUAAAACGGAUAGAUUUAGAGCUGACAAGGGCUUUGCAGGCACUUCGGAAAGAACAACUUCUAGAGACAGACCUCUGGAAUUCGAGAAGGAGGUAGAGGAGGCCGAUCCUUUCGGUCUAGACCAGUUCUUAACUGAAGUGAAGAAGGGUAAGAAGACCUUGGACAGGGUCGGUGGUGGAGGAACGAUGAGGGCCAGUGGCGGCUCAGGACCCAAAGAAACGUAUGAAGGUGGCUCGAGUCGUAGUCGUGUAGACUUUGAGAGGGGUACCCGGUAGGCUUCAAAUUUAAGUCCACAGUAAUUCAAGAGGAUUCGUGGAGGCCGUUUUCAAAUGGUCGGAAGCAUGUCCUCAUGCUAUGACUAUCCAACCUCCGUGGUUUUCGCCGCAAAUUGUUUGCAAAACAUCUGACAGUGGAUAAACUCGUCACAACUGCAUGUUGUAAACUUGCAGUACUUCCAUUUUAAGUGCAAAACUUAAGUAAAUGGGAGCAACAGGUACAGGUGGAGCUUGAAAGCGCGUCGAUCGGCGCUCAGUCAGCUGAUUAAAUAGAAGACUCAGCGCAUGCUUCUUUUGGUUUCACCGCCACUACGUAGGAGCUGGUCGUAAGCUUUACUCGCUUCUAGGCGUAAUUUCAAGAGUGUAAAGGCACUGCAGUGAGUUUAUUUCUUUACAUAGACUGGAUCUGUCAGUGGAGCGGACGCUGCGGUUGCAGCAUUUAUUUGUAUCAUUAGAAAGAAGAAUUAGCUCAUGGUGGAAUGCAAUGUUUUCUCAGUGCUGUUCAUCAUUGUACAGUUUUUACAGUGACCAUGUGUUUCCUUUCCUUACCUUCAUAUUUGAAUUCAAUCGUCAACUUUCUUUC